Messenger RNA from Opisthorchis viverrini, 300 nucleotides. RefSeq lists its product as hypothetical. The record is from RefSeq and is a predicted model, not a curated record. The transcript has a single exon. The coding region runs from base 1 to 300 and encodes 99 amino acids. Lineage: Eukaryota; Metazoa; Platyhelminthes; Trematoda; Opisthorchiida; Opisthorchiidae.
AUGAUGGUGCUAAUGAGCCCGCUCAAUGGGAUGCACAAGGCCCGAGAUGGGACACACAGAGAGGCAACUGAGAAACCCCAUGUGGGAAUCGCAGCAUCAGAAGAGGACGUGACAAUCUCAGUUAAGGGCAAAACAUUUGUAUUGAUGACCACUUGGCUAAUGUGGAUAUGGUACAAAAAACUAAUGGUAGGCAUCACGGUCCUGCACGAGAGACUAUCUGUUCAAAGUCUGUACAAUGAGAAGGAAUACAACGCGCCGUCAAUGAUAACCGGAGUUGCACCAAUAACUAAAGAAGAAUGA